Rhineura floridana is the source of this 3503-nucleotide messenger RNA. RefSeq names its product t-complex-associated-testis-expressed 1 (gene TCTE1). Gene Ontology annotation, molecular function: protein binding. The record is from RefSeq and is a predicted model, not a curated record. The coding region runs from base 911 to 2320 and encodes 469 amino acids. Gene Ontology annotation, biological process: flagellated sperm motility. The transcript is spliced from 5 exons. Gene Ontology annotation, cellular component: sperm flagellum. NCBI's taxonomy places the organism in Eukaryota, Metazoa, Chordata, Lepidosauria, Squamata, Rhineuridae.
CUAAGCUAGCAAAUGUUCACUUAAUGAGUAUUAGUAGUGUUGAGAGUCAGCAGCUAGGCUACUGCGGCUUCUAAUGGGCGGGGGCUUUGAACGUAGCCAGAGUCAGUGAAGAACAACAAGUUCAAGUUUUGCCGCCAAUCGGGGGAAUCAGUCAGCCCUUCAUCAGUUGCUCAUGCAUGGGCUUUACGGCGGGGCUGGGGUUGAUGCUGUUUUCAAGAUCAGCGCUACCUAUGUAGGUUCUCUUCUCGCUGUUUCCCGCCUGUAUUUGCAUGAGAAGAACGGCAGAAUUCUCCAGCAUUUCUCCUCAUGAGACAACCGAUCCAGAUGUCCAUGAAACUUUCUAGCACUCGAUGGAAAUGGGGCUCACAGAGCGCUCGGAUGGACGUUUAUUCUGUGCAGCGGUACUGAUAGCGUGCGGUGUUUAGUUGCGUUUGCAAUGUGUUCCCCACAAUUAUGCCUACGCUAAGCUGCACUGGAGAUAAGCCUCUCAAUGUAGCCGGAGAGUUUUCUAUCAUAUCGGGCUAUACAUUCUCUAGGCUGGCUACCACAGCAAAGCUCCCUAUGCUAUGUUGUGUCCCUCUAUUUUUUUGGCGGCGGCGACGGGGGGAGACACUGAUGCAUAUUCUGACAAAUGCAUACAAGGAGGUACUCCAGCCGCUGCUCCAACGAAGACAACACCCCAUUUUAGCACAACACGCCCUCCUUCAGUCUAGUCCUAUGCAUGUUUAUUAAGGAGUCAGCCCCACUGGGGACUUACUGCCCAGUAAGUGCGUUAGUAUUUGCUGCCUUAGGAACACGAGAAUCUUCGAGCGCUCCUGCUGCAGAGCAGGAAGAGUGACUGCAGAACUUUAGUGAUCCAGUUUGCACAGAACUUUCAGUCGAGAGAGAGAGAUCAUUCUAACAUUCCAAGAUGCAGGAGUCGGUUGCUGCAGAUCCCAAUGCAGUUGCUCCCCCGAGCCACACAACAAACCCUGCAGCUAACCCCCGGCGAAUGCGAAGGAUUAUAGCUGAGGAUCCUGAGUGGAAUCUAGCCAUAGUUCCACAGCUCACAGAGCUCUGCAUCCAGCACAUAAUCAACAACUUUGAAAAUAAUCCUAUCUUGCAUAGUCUUCUUCCUGAGCACCAAAGGAAGGUGCUGGACAAGGUCUCCACAAGUCUGCCCCUCACUGUGACUGCCAACCUGAUUAGUGAUGAAGGCUAUUGGAAACGAUGCUGCACUGAGAGAUGGACAGUUUGUGAUGUGUCCCGCUAUGGAAACAGCUGGAAACGGAUGUUUUUUGAACGUCACUUGGAGAACAUAUUGAAGUUCUACAUUCCAGAUACCAGUAGCCCUAACCAGGUCCUGGAUGUCAUCCCACUCUGCAAGGAAUAUGUGAGGAAGCUAGAAAUCGACCAGUUCCUUCCACCAGUGAAACUAGAUCAGAAGAAGGAAGAUGAAGAAGUCUCUGAUACUGAAAGUGAUGCUGGACUAGAUGAACCUUCCAUGGACCAUUUUGAUAUGAGUAUGCUCGCCCCAGCACUCUGUCACCUAGAGGAACUGCACUUAUCUUAUGGCGUUAAAGAUUGUGGCAUGAAUUUUGAGUGGAAUCUUUUUGAGUUCACCUAUCGGGACUGCUGCUCCCUGGCCAAUGCUGUCAAGAAAUGUCCAACUUUAAAAGUCUUCAAACUGUGCCGUAGCAAAGUGGAUGAUGAUAAAGCCCGUAUCCUGAUUUAUCAUCUAUUAGACCACCCCUCGCUAAUAGAACUAAACUUAUCCCACAAUCUGAUCGCAGACCGGGGAGCACGAGCUGUUGGCAAGCUGAUCAACCGCAGCAAAUUGGUAACCCUUAACCUUUGUGAUAACAGGAUCCGGGCUCAAGGAGCCCAGGCUAUUGCUCAUGCGUUGUCCAAGAAUUCCAUCCUGACGUCCCUAAAUCUGCGCCUCAACUGCAUCGAGGAUGAGGGAGGCCAAGCCAUUUGCCAUGCCCUCCUGGUUAACAGCAUUUUGACAACUCUUCACUUGGGCGGCAAUGAGUUGUCAGAGCCAACAGCCACUCUUUUCUCUCAGGUCCUGGCUCAGAACACUGCUCUGAUUCACAUCAACCUCUCCUGCAACCACAUUGGGCUAGAUGGAGGGAAGCAGCUGCUGGAAGGCAUGACCGAUAACAAGACCGUGGUAGAAUUUGACCUAAGGCUGGCAGAGGUGGGACAAGAGAGUGAAUACCUCAUUAACCAGGCCAUAAAGACCAACCAGGAACUAGCCCGUCUCAAAAGCCUGCAGCAAUUGAACUCUGCACAUGGCCCACAUUCUGUUGAAGAAAAACACCCUGAACUAGACUAACAUUUUAAGUGUUUUUGUUUUCACUUUCACCAUGUUAAAUGCCUAUUUUAUUUUUGCUAAGCAUUUUGCUCAGAAGUUAUUCUUUCUCCUCAUCUGGUUUGAUCUUGGCAGGACAUGGCUUCACUUCCCCCUACCUUUUUCUUGACCUUCCCAUGAAACCUUUGGCACAGCUCCCUAGAUCCCAUGGCCUACUGCCACUGAGCCUGUAACUAAGCCAAAGUGUGGGCAACUGAAAGCAGAUUGCUUCCUUGUUUAUCCCUGCCUCUGUUGUUUCUCUUUGUUGAUUUUUAGAUGUUACACUCCUCAAGGCAAGGAACUCUUGUGCUUUGUAAACUACACCCUGCUGGAGCUACAUAAAUAAUAAUUAAUUAAAAAUCAUUGUGGAGAAGACAAUCUGACAUUCUGCAAACUGAAAAUAAUGGUACUAUAAAAGCAUGACAAGCUAGGCAGAUGAUGUUUAAAACGAGCUAGAUCUAACAUAUCCCUUCAGUACAAGGUUAUUUUUUAAAUGUAUGGAAAUGUUUCAUUAAAGUUGUAUACAAACAUUUCCUCUCUAUUUGCCUCCCCUCCCUGGCACCCCACCCUCUUUCCCCCUUGUUAUCCCAAAGCAAAAGUCCUCCCAGUGACAAGAACAGGACAAAAAGAAAGCGUGAGAGAGAAGGUUAAGCUCCCCCUUUCAUGCAGCAUUUUAAAUCAGUACCAUCACUUUAUAGGGAAUUGGCCAGACCAAGAUUGAGUCCUGCUGCCUUUAUGUCUAGUUGUGCUCUCAGGCUGGACAAGCCUUGGUAUUGUUGUCCACGCACUGGUAACCUCCAGGCUGGAUUACUGUAAUGCGCUCUAUGUGGGCUGUCCUUGAGGUUGGUCCGGAAGCUGCAGCUGGUGCAAAAUGCGGCGGUGAGACUGCUCACUGGGGCAGGGUAUCUCCAACAUGUCACCCCGCUGCUGAAAGAAUUGCACUGGCUGCCCAUUUGCUACCGGGCCAAGUUCAAGGUUCUAAUUUUGGCGUACAAAGACCUACACAGAUCGGGACCAGGAUACUUGAAAGACCGUCUUACCCCUUAUAUGCCCAGUCGAUCACCGUGCUCUGCAGGUGAGGGCCUCCUGCAGAUACCAUCUUAUCAGGAGGUUCCUUCUGCACAAUAUAGGAAACGGACCUUUAGUGUGGCGGCACAUACCCUGUGGA